Molecule: messenger RNA, 2379 nt
Organism: Mesorhabditis belari
Lineage: Eukaryota; Metazoa; Nematoda; Chromadorea; Rhabditida; Rhabditidae
Source: the annotation of a GenBank genome assembly
AUGGGAAAGACACGGCGACAUAUACCUUGGAAAUCAAGCCCCCAGAAAGAUCCUAUUGUGAAAUUGCCGCCCGCUGAAGCAAAGUAUUCAUCGGUGAAAGUGGCUUCGGAUGCAAAGGAGAUCAUUCAACUGUUGGGUGACGAUCGAACCCAUAUCAAACGCCGAAUUGCCCUGCUCACUACAUUGAACAACAUGAUUGCCAACGAGCGAGACUACUUGAAGCGUUUUCUUUUUCGACAGGAUUUAUACACUCUUGGAAUGCUUCGAGCCUUGAAUUACUGCCGUGUUUCCUGCCGAGAGACAUCAGCUAUUCAUCCUCUGAAGACCGAAAUCCAAAGAUUCGAAGCCGCUGAACAAAUUGAUAACCUUCCACCGUUUGAGGGACAAUCGCCGAUUAACAUCUUUGCACACGCAUACACCAUUGCCAAGGCUCGAGAUUCAGAAAAGAUAUUGAUGGAGUUCUUGGAAUCUUUUGACCAUGUAACGUUCGAAAAAGACUGGAAGAUUUCGAUUAUUCCCAGGGAAAAUCUAUCUGACACGCGUCUUACACUUAAAAAGAACGGAAGAAGAGGCCCAUUACGAGUUCCCUCAAAACUAAAAGAAAUGGAUUUGAGUGCUGGAACGGAAGAAAAAUGUGACGUGAUUCGAACUAGAAAGAAUGGGGUGAAUAACAAAGUUGCGCCAGAAUCGGUUUCACGAUCGCGCAUGGUAUCUCGCCAACUUUCUGCACAAAACGGACAACUGCCGACAACGGUCGUCACCUCAACGCUGUUUCCUGACAAGCAACAAAUCGCUGAGAAGGAUCAAGUCGCGCUAUUAAGCAUCUCUGCGCCUCCAGCUCCACCUCUGCCACCAGCUUUUGUUCUAGGCAAAGAAAAACAGGACAAAUUACAACUUACACCCGCACCUCUGGCAAAAUCGAUUCCUCCUCCACCACCGCCGCCUCCAAUAGCUUUUUGGAACAAAAUUCCACAAGUUGCGCUGAAACAAGAGCUGCACUCUGAGCUGAACUCAAAACUGCUCACCGUAAACGACGCUCCCACUAUCCCAGGACCACCGCCGCCACCCCCACCUCCACCUCCACCUCUGCCGCAAACGGGAUCGAAAAAUACGAUUUUUGGCGCAAAAGACAACGGCUUUCUUGCUGCAACGGUCACCAAGUCAUCGGAACUUUGGCCGAAAUCAAAAAAGACGACAACAUUUUGCUGGGAUCGAGCUGAACGAGUCGAGCAUAAUUCCAUUUUAAAUGAAACAACUAUUUGGAAUGAUAGUAACAGCUUGUGUCCUGACUUUGACAACGAAGAACGAGAAGAAUUAACCGCUUUGUUUGAUGUAAAAGAACCUAGAAGGAAGUCUUUCAUAUCCGCAAAAGCUGUGCCCAUUUCAUCUCUCAAGCAAAAAUUUUCUCUACAAGAAUCGGUCCCUGCAAAGGUUGAUCCAAAAGUGUCAUUGCUCUCAAAUCAGCGAUGCAUAGCAAUCUGUGUAGCAUUAAAACCUUUUUUUGGUAGCACGUCAAAGGGCGGUGAUAAAGUCAUGAAAAAUUUCUACGACGCUUGCCAAGGCAAGAAACAAGUUGACGGACUUUGUGAUAGCUUGCAGAAUCUCCUCAGGUCUUGGCCAACUAAUGAGGAGCUGGAAAACUAUGCUCAGAUCGAAAAAUGCAGUGUUGAAAAGGACCCAGUCAAUUUGUUCUGUUGGCAACUUUCUCGAGAUAAAACUAUCAGACUUCGAUGUCAAUUGAUUCUUGUCAAGGAAAGACUGGUCAUUGAGUUGCGGGAGCACAAAAACGCAAUCGACAGACUUUACGAUGAGACGAAGAAGUUCAUUGAAGAUGAAAUCAUUGCCGAAAUGCUUUGGAAGUGCAAAAUGUAUGGAAACUUUAUCAAUCAGGGAUCGUCGCAGGCUGAGGUGGCAGGUUUUUCAUUGUCGUCUCUUGUCAAAACGUUGCGUGCUCCAAACCAGACGUGGGGUAUCGUGAACACCAUCGGAAAACAUUCGAAACGCCAAUACCAAGAGAUUGAAGCAGUAGUGAAACGGCUAAAAAGUGUCAAGGAUGUGAAUCUGGCUGAUAUGAAAAAACUCGUUAAAGAAUGCGCUACAGAAUUACAGGCCCGGAAAGUUGAGCUGAGGAAUAAUGGAUCCGACGACGCUUUGCAAAAAGAAUUCGAGCCAGUGCUCAAAGAAGCUGAUGGCUUUUUAAAUGACGUUGAAAAUCGCCUCAAGUCGUGUCAGAGCCAAGAAAGCGAAAUUAAAAGGUAUUUUUGGGCGAUGAAUAUGAGUACGACAGAUAUCUUCACAACUUUAAUGGAGGGAUUGUCAAUGUGGGCUACAGCUGCAAAAAAAUGUCAGCAACAAUCAAAACAACCCUAUAGAAAAGCG